Messenger RNA from Strongylocentrotus purpuratus (purple sea urchin), 1548 nucleotides. RefSeq names its product NADH-quinone oxidoreductase chain 1-like. The record is from RefSeq and is a predicted model, not a curated record. NCBI's taxonomy places the organism in Eukaryota, Metazoa, Echinodermata, Echinoidea, Camarodonta, Strongylocentrotidae. The coding region runs from base 672 to 1244 and encodes 190 amino acids. Gene Ontology annotation, biological process: mitochondrial electron transport, NADH to ubiquinone. The transcript is spliced from 9 exons.
UUUUUUUCGAUAUAUCCUAAAAGAUAGAUGAAUAUAGAUCUAGAUCUAGAAUAAAAUGUUUUAACAAAUUAAAAAUUGAGACAUAUAAUCACGUGACGUCGAGUAUUUUGGCGACAAUAGUCACAACUGAAAUUGCAAUUGAGUCAAAACAGAAGAAGAAGAGCAAAAGAUCAAUUCUAUUUUGGGGGCUAAUUUUCACGAUUAGGUUCUGUCAGCUUGAGCCCAGACGUACGUGUCUUAGACCUAGAUUCUACUUAGUUUACUUCAUUUUCUUAGCGUUGCUGAUAUUCACUCAAUUUUGAGCUUACCGGUACACACUUUUCGUAGAACAUCAACACGUAAUUGUUGGAUCUGACCAUUUCUCUGAGAUGAUGGAUACUAUGAUUCCUUGAUUGAUGAAUGCAUUAUUGACCAUGAUGAGUACACAGUGCAGAGUGGACAGGAAAGAACGCCUGGAACAUGUCUCAAAGAAAUGUCUGGAGGAGGAUCAAGAAAAUCAAAGAAACCACACAAGAAAGUGCUAAAUUGUAUCAGGCAAUGUGAACACUCCCUGUACCGUGGAGGAGUCCAAGUCUACCCCCCUCAAGUUCUUGAUUGAGAAGCACGCUGGUGGUGUAGAGGGCGGUUGGGAUAACCUCUUAACUGUCAACUCAGGGGGUUCUUCUACUUCUAUGAUCCCUAAAGAAUCAUCUGCAGAAGGGGAGCUCUGUGGUUUUGCUGGCUUCAGAUGUGAACGCAACCAGGCCACCAAACUCUUCAACAUCUCAGGCAAUGUGAACACUCCCUGUACCGUGGAGGAAUCCAAGUCUACUCCCCUCAAGUUCUUCAUUGAGAAGCACGCUGGUGGUGUAGAGGGGGGUUGGAAUGACCUCUUAACUGUCAACCCAGGGGGUUCAUCUACUUCUAUGAUCCCUAAAGGAUCAUCUGCAGAAGGGGAGCUCUGUGGUUUCGCUGGCUUCAGAUGUGAACGCAACCAGGCCACCAAACUCUUCAACAUCUCAGGCAAUGUGAACACUCCCUGUACCGUGGAGGAGUCCAAGUCUACUCCCCUCAAGUUCUUCAUUGAGAAGCACGCUGGUGGUGUAGAGGGGGGUUGGAAUGACCUCUUAUCUGUCAACCCAGGGGGUUCAUCUACUUCUAUGAUCCCUAAAGAAUCAUCUGCAGAAGGGGAGCUCUGUGGUUCGCUGGCUUCAGAUGUGAACGCAACCAGGCCACCAAACUCUUCAACUUCUCAGGCAAUGUGAACACUCCCUGUACCGUGGAGGAGUCCAAGUCUACUCCCCUCAAGUUCUUCAUUGAGAAGCACGCUGGUGGUGUAGAGGGGGGUUGGAAUGACCUCUUAACUGUCAACCCAGGGGGUUCAUCUACUUCUAUGAUCCCUAAAGAAUCAUCUGCAGAAGGGGAGCUCUGUGGUUCGCUGGCUUCAGAUGUGAACGCAACCAGGCCACCAAACUCUUCAACAACUCAGGCAAUGUGAACACUCCCUGUACCGUGGAGGAGUCCAAGUCUACUCCCCUCAAGUUCUUCAUUGAGAAGCACGCUGGUGGU